Molecule: messenger RNA, 5358 nt
Organism: Phaeodactylum tricornutum CCAP 1055/1
Lineage: Eukaryota; Bacillariophyta; Bacillariophyceae; Surirellales; Neidiaceae
Exons: 1
Coding region: 1-5154 (1717 amino acids)
Source: RefSeq, a predicted model, not a curated record
AUGUCUUGGCAAAGGCAACGGGCGGGAUCCGAAGACGGAGAAAUCGAUGAGGAAGAAGGAGAAAUCACAGAUAAUCCUCAGCCACCGGUGGCGUUAUCGCUGUCUCCUUCGAAGUCUCGUCCCACCGUCACCCACUCGCUCCCACCCAGUUCCCAAGCAACAGGUGCCGCAUUCCAUGGCGAAUCAAACUUUCCUCCGCAGCCGCCUUUGCCGAACCGUCUGAGCAGUACUAGCGGGCCGAACAGCAUCCAUCCCUACCCGGGCGCCAGUCACAGUAGUAGUAACAGCAACAACAACAUACCUCCCCCGCGUCGUGGAAGCUGGCGGGGCGGACGUGGCGGUACUAGUGUCGGUGGUGGAGCCUUUGAACGACGUCCCGGUCGAGGGUUGGGCCACCGCAAUACUUCUUUCGGCAGCGGACCGCCAGCGUUCGACGCGCCCCCACCGGCACGCAGCCAAAGCUUCCAGUCAUUUCACCGCCACAGCAGCGGAAGCAUUCCAGGCCUUCCCGCCAGCAAUGUUCUCCCACCGGUAGCGGCUACUGAUCCGAGACGGGCGACGGAUCCACGGUUUCGGGGAGCACCCGGCGUUGCGAACACCCCGGUGUCCGCACCGCAUUUUACCGAAUCGCGGGCAACCAGCGAGGGCCGGGGCUUUACUACCUCGUCCAGUAGUGCUCCGGUAUCGGUCAGUAGUACUUUAGCGGAUUCAGUCAGUCUGGCAACACCCUACAGCAGCUUGGCUGAAGGCAAGCCACCCCACGUACUAGCUGCUGAAGACGCGAAGGUCGUUCGAGGACUCCGUGCCAGUAGUGUCGCGAGAAACGAGUCCAUCGGCAAUGAUGUUCCACGGGAUAGCAGCGUCAGUGGGCCCUUCCCGCCACUAGGGGGUUCCACGGAAAUUGCCUCUUUUCCUGGAGGUUUUCGCGAUAGAGGUCCACCGCAUCGUCGACAUACUGGCGACUUUCGGGGGCACCCUGGCGGCCACGGCUCGCUCAAUCGACGAGUUUCAAGCGAAUAUGGUAGCGGCGACGGACCGAAUAGCGAAGUCCUACCCUUUGGAAGGCCCAACGAAAUUCAUCAAUCUGCUAGGCAGGGUUCUCAGCAUGCAGUCCCCCCAUCCGGUGAGCCACUGCCGGUGUCGCGUGGUCAAUCCACAGGUAAUCAGACUCCUCCACCUCCGUUUCAUCGAGGCCCAGCGCCGCCUCCUACUCAAGAGCAACAGCAACCUCCAUUCCACCGUAGUCAUCCGUUACCGCAGGAUCCACCGCCGGGAGCUUUCCCUCGAGACGGGCCGCCUCAAGGAGAAGUGCCAUCCUUUUAUAGGGAUGAGCAAUCAGUGUUUUCGCGAAAUCAACACACCCAUGGCGGAGAUUUCCCACCGUUCAACCAAAGAGCUUCGGAUCAGCCUCCUUUUUCCUCGGGCCCGCCCAACGUAGAGCAACCGCUAUUUCGAGGACCAAGACAGGAUUCCUAUUACGGACCCGCUUCACGCGACGUAAAUUCUGGAAGGUUCGGGUCGCCCUCCCAACGUGAUCGCCCCAUUGUCAAUGCCCGAGGGGUUUCGGGAGGUCCUCCACCUCCCCCACCACCACUGGGAUCGCAAGGGGCGCUCACAUCCACACAACAUCCCUCUUUAGCUCCUGGUGUGGCCCCGCUUCAUCGACGGAACGAUCCACGCCUUCAUCGAGACCCCGAUGCGGAAGGACGAGAUUUCGCGGACGCGGCAUCCGCAUCCGAGCCGCUUCGACCCAAUUUUCCACCCGAGCGCACCGGAUUCCCGAUGCAAAGUGAACGCGGUUUCCGAAAGCCGCCUUUUGGACAAAUGUUUCCACCGGGAGGUGCUACAGAAAAUAGUACCGGCUCGGAUUCGUUUGGUCGAUCACGCGAACGGAAUACCGCGGCAGCGCGGUCGCCUCAAACGUCACCACAUACGCGUAAACCCGUUUUGAGCUACUUUCAGGAAUCGCCGGCGAAGGAAAUUCCGCGUCUGCCUGCCAUAAUUGAUGCCAAAUCGGGCAGUCUGUCGAGUCGAAUCAAAUCUGUAGGUCAACAUACCGAAGCAAGGACAGAAGAGCCAGAACCUCUUUUGACAUCCGUGCUUGGUGAGGAUUCAGUGGAUAGGGCGGAAAAGGUUGUAUUGCUUCUGACUGAUCAAAGGGAUAAAGCUAGCUUGGAAAGAGAUGAUAAGGGAUGUAGUGAGCUUCCGAAGAAGCAGACAAUCCUGAUUGCGCUGAAUCGUAUGGACACCAAAAUCAAGCUGCUUCAGAAAUCUACCUUAGAUAAAGAAGAAGAAGUUGAAGCACAUAUCGAAAAAGAAAAGGAAGAUCAAAAACGGGCUGCUAAAGAGGCGAAAUCUGAAGCUGAACGUUUGGAAAAGGAACACAGGCGACGCCGGGAAGAGGAACAACAAGCCGAUGAAAAGGCCGAACAAGAGCAGAUUGAAGGUAUGAUAGAAGAAGGGCAGGCCGGUUUCGAUGCAGAUCUAACAAUAUCUACAGUGACGUUCGAGACCGAUCUCGAAGCAGCUCGUAAGGUAGAAGAAGCAAGGUUUGAGCUAGAAUGUCAAGAACAGAUAUCUGCGGCUACGGAGCGAUUCGACAAUGAUGUGCAAACUACACAGCAAGAGUUGGAGAAUUCUAUACAAUCUAUUUCGAAUACUCAAAACCUAAUUUCGGCUCUCGAGGAGGAGUACAAGUGCAAGAUGGAGGAAGGAGAUACAGUCGGUGAAGAGAAAAUGGAUCAACCUGAUCUAGUAAAUACAGUUUUGGAAGAAAAUCGAAGGCGCGCUGCCGAGGCCCAUGUGUCUCAAUGGGCAGGUUUCCCUGUGGUGUCGGAUGAUGAUGAGUACGGUGUUUUAGAGAACGAAAAGGAUCCUAAAGAAGGUAAAAGUCAUGUACGGUGGGCAGAGAUGGCGCAGAAAGUUACCGGAGUCGGAGAUGCACUCUACAACGAACCUUCGGAAGCGCCGUAUUUUGAGCAAAAUGAGAGACUUCAUGCACUGAUCGGCCCGCUGGUAACAGAGCAAAUACGCUACAGUCAACGGCAAGUCGACACCCACUGGAGAGAACUUGCCGAAGAAUACGAAUACCGAAGAGUAGUUUACGAGGCUCAACAACUCAAAGAUGGCACGGCUCAGAGAAGGCGCAUCAAAUCCACAAGUGUGCCCCAUAGGCUCGUUGGGAGCAAACCUAAUGUCCCUAUCCUCGAGUCCACAUCUGGCCACGGACGCUCGUCGAACAACCCAUAUCGUCGGGCACGUAGAGGCAACGAGGUGCGGACAGAAUACGAACAAGAACAAAUUAUAGCAGAGCUGGCAGCCAAAGAAGCGCUGGAAAAGAGAAUUGCAACUGGGGGAUCAGAGCUUCCGCGUCAGAUAGGUCAGAUCGAAAGAAGCUGGACAGCCACCUACAUCCAAACAUUUUCGGCGCAAAGGGUUGACCUUGAGGAACAGGAGGCAGAGUUACGUAUUACGGGUGUUUGGACGGACAUGGAAAAGUGCAUUUUCUUAGACCGAUUUAUGCAGCAUCCCAAGGAUUUCCGCAAGAUUGCUUCUUUUCUCCGAAAUAAGACGACAACUGAUUGUGUCGCCUUUUAUUACGAUUCCAAGCAAACGCUGCCUUAUAAGGGUGCGUUAAAGGAACACGUAAUGCGGCGGAAGAGACGUGGCGGAUAUCCAAUUUGGGAAGCAACUAUUCAAGCCGCCCUCUCGGUAGGUGCAGUCGUUGAAGCAGGGGAUAGUGAAGAAAAGCCAUUGAUCUUCACACUUCCGUUUGAUGAUCACACUUUUUCUACUUUUGGCCUUCAUCCUUUGAAACGCGAAGUUUUGGAUUUAAUGGAAAUAAAAGAGCAGGCUCUCGCUGAAUUUGACGCAGAUGAGGAUGCAGACGACGUUUCUAGCAAAUCAGGGCAACCCAAAAAACGUCCUCGCGAUCGUCUUUUCCUGUUGGAUCCGAGACAAAGAAAAUUCCUGAAACCCUUGCCCCAGGAAUCGGCUCACGCUACCUGCCUUAAGGUGGACAGUGGAAAAGCAAGCACAGCUGACGAUGAUCACAACGAUUCCAAAGAGGGUACAGCAAAAGAUGAGUCGGGGCGAUUAACUCCUCUAAGAAAAGCACCCCAAAAAUGGACGGCGUCAGAGAAAAAGAUUUUUCACGAUACCUUGGAGAGUCAUGGUAGGAAUUGGAGCAUGCUUUCCCAGGCUGUAGGGACAAAAACGAUUUCUCAGAUUAAGAAUUACUACUACGACUACAAGAAGCAGAAAGAUAAAAAUCGGACGACUGACAAAGACAAAAAGGUCGAAAGCAAAACUGAGAGGACCGAAUCUCACGAAAACAGUCCUACACCGCCACAUAUUGCCGCGGAUCAAAGACCCGGCGACCAGACUAGUAACGAGCCGAUUUCGGAUUUACGCAAAAAUCAGCCGCCUCGCUAUGAUCCCCAAUUUGAAGCUAAACAUAUCGAGCGACAGAUGUUCGAAGUGUUGCAACAGCAAGGGCAGGGUCCAUACCCCGAACAAGAAAGGCUUGUCGAUCGACGUCCUGUCGAAUCGUUGAGUGAUCAAGAAUUAUGGGCCCAAUUACACCGACAGGGACUUUUGGGUCAACAGCGAGGGCAUUUAUCGGACGAGGCGGCACGGCACCUUCUCCAGCAUCACUCGCAGUCACACCAUCAGCAAGUCCUCUCAAAUUUGAUGCCCUGGGCUUCGGGAGGGCAACUUCCGCAGCCAGUCAAACGAGCGCAACCAAUCAAUGUGCAAGAAUGGGAGCAGCUGCAGGCAAUUUUGCAGAUCCAGCGUCAACAAGAACAACAUCGCCAUCAGCAUCAACCUCACGUACCGCACAACCCGAUGGCCAACUUGGACCCUCAAAUGCUUGCGUUGGCCCGUCUCGCUGGUUUGGAUUCCAGCGCAUUGGGUAUGAACCCGCAAUUAUCGCGACUUGCGCAUCAUCCUGCAGUUGGCUCAGCUGGAAGUCAUGAUGACGCACAAAUGGCUUUAGCACAACGGCUUCUGAGCUACAGUCAGAGCGCUGGGGGAGGGGGGAAUAGUGCCCAGGGGGCGCUAGAUUUGUUGACACAGGCCAUGAGUCGUGGGGGUGCCGGACGCCAUCCGAAUCCAGAUCGGGGUUCAGAUCGGGGUACAGAUCGGUACUAGAAUGGAUACCUGAUCGAGAAAAGUGGUUGGCGUUGGGUGUUGGCCGGGUACACAAGGUUUUUUGUGCAUUCAGAAAAGUUCAACAGCUCAAGUCAAUAGUUUUUGUGUUGAACUGCUCCGCUCUCUGCUAUCGAGCGCUUGAUCCGUUGGAAUAGCAAAUAUCUGCCUCUCUUGAUUUUCUAUAGUUUACGGUAUUUUCUGACU